UAGGGGGUUCUAGUGCAAACAAUGCUUGCCUAAUUCAUGAACGGGUCAGACGUCGAUGAGGAGAGAGUUGACGAUGCUAGACUAACACGUGCAAGGUCACGUAGGAUCCCGCACGUGUUCCAGGCCCUACAACCGGAAGACGAAAGACGCAUUCGUGCCGAACGCAGAGCCCGUGCUCUCGCAGCAUCGAGAGAGGCAGCAAACGUUGCAGCUAGGGAACAGGCUGCAGCAGCAACCAAGGCAACAGCCAUGUCUUCUGCAGCAGCAUCCUCCACUGCAUCUUCUGUUGUCUCCUCGUCUGGACCCCAGUUGGGAAUGCCAACAGGGUCCGCGGGCACUUCCAGUUCAGUAGGAUCACGUCAGUCUACAAGUCAAAUGGCGGGCUCGCAGUUCAGCCCGUUGACUCCUCGCGAAAGGGAGCUAAGGGAGCUCCAACAGGUCGAAAGGAUCCGUGAACGAUUAGAGAGGGAACUGAAACAAACUACCGACAGAGAAAGGGAGAUUAAAAAUAGAGCAGUCAGGCUUGAUACUUUAGAGGCUGACAAGGCUGAGUUAGAGGGCUUGGAUGACUCUAGAAUGAAUGAGCCCAUGAAAGUGUUGAGAAACAACAUGCUGUCGCUGCAUGCGCACGUGGACAGCAGGUUGGACUUUAUGCAGAGCACUCUAGACCAGAUCCUAAACGCUUUGACAAGGCCAGGAUUUAGGCCACCAGCACAAUCGUCGUUGCCGUUAUCGGCGAUGUCAGGCCCCUUUCCAGUUCAAGCUGGUACACAACCAAGUGGUACGUCUGCAGCAGUCGCACAGACUGUUGCAUCUUCUUCUUCGGGUCCAGCGGUGGGAGCUACACCACCGCAACAACCUGUUCAGCAAUCUGGACAGCCGCAGGGUCAAUGGUAUCCUAAGACCCCAAUGAAACCGCCUCUUGCCUUUUCAGGCGAGAGAAAGGACGAAGAACUCAACACAUGGUUGAGGACCGUCCCGGUUUGGGUGAAGGCAAAGAGGACCUUGCCUGAGGAUGAAGUGGUAAUUGCUGCAUCUUACCUCGAGGGUAAGGCAGCCAAAUGGCUAGAUGGUGUAGUUGUGAAGGCAGGGUACGGGCGACGCAUGGCGGACUGGGCUAAGCCAUUAACGUUAGACCAGUUCAUGGAAAUGGUUGAAGCUCGAUGGCAUAAUCCACAGGAGGCACAAAGAGCCACUGAUGCGAUUAACAAACUGGACCAACGAAAGUUCAAGUCGGUCAGAGAGCUUACGACUACCGUUGAGAGCCUGAUCCUCGUCCCUAGCAUCAACUAUAAUGACCAGUUCCUGUUAACAACCUUUGUUAAAUGUCUUCCUGAGAGCAUCAGGAACUUGCUGGCCAGCGAGGCACGCCUCGAGUACCAUUUAUUUGAGACAUUGUCUAGGAAAGCCUUAGAUCUGGAGGCCACACUAGGCAAUUCUCAACCCACUCAGACUGACACAAAGAAGAAGAAAAGUCCUCAGGAGUGGAAGAAGAAGGGGGCUAAGUUGAUGAUGGUGGAGUCCGAUGGGACUCAAACUGAGAUCGACGAGCUCACUGACCUGAUGGACUAUACAGAGUUUGACGGCGAGGAGGUAGUUGAGGGUAGCACCCUCGCCGCGGUAGUCAAGACUAAGGCAGGUGGCCGAGGGAAGGGCCAACCUAGGAGUCAAGGGAAGGCCACCACCAAUCAGUCCAAAAUGGCUGAAUGGGUGAAGGCAGGUCUUGAUCAAGACGUGUGGCGUGACCACCGAGUGCAUGGCGCUUGUAUCAACUGCGGGGAAUACGGUCUCUCGCAGUACAAGUGCCAGAACGCAAAGGACUGGAGUGAUGAGUGCGAGGGUGCUUUCAAGAGAUUGAAGCAUGCACUCAUGAAUCAUGAGGUUCUCAUGGUUCCCGAUCCUCAGAAGUCAUUCAUAGUGACCACGGACGCAAGCCAAUACGGCAUUGGUGCAGUGCUGGCUCAGCAGGAUGGGAAGAAGUUGAGACCGAUUGAGUACAUGAGCAAGAAGAUGCCAUCAAAGAGGUUGGCAAAGUCCACCUACGAAAGGGAACUCUAUGCUCUAUAUAAAGCACUUGUCCAUUGGAGACACUUCCUAUUGGGAAGGUUCUUCUAUCUGAGGACUGAUCAUCAGACCCUCAAAUGGAUCAAGACUCAACCGGCUCUUUCUGACACACUCAAGCGAUGGAUUGAGGUCAUAGACCAAUAUGACUUCAAGCUUGAGUACCUGAAGGGAGAGUAUAACAAGGUUGCUGAUGCGCUAUCACGUAGAACAGACUACCUAGGUGCGCUAGUUUCUGACUUUGGCGUAUCUGAAGAAGUAACUCAAUCAUUGGUGGGAGCCUAUCAGGAAGACCCUGUCACGAUGGACAUCAUGUGCAAACUUAAGGCAAAAGACAAGGCCACGGAAAGUGAGUUUGUGAUGGUGGACGGGUUACUCUAUCUUGAUAAGGCCGGAAUAAAAAGAUUAGUAGUUCCAUCUAGUGAGCGAUUGCGUAGUUUGUUUUUAGGCGAAUGUCAUGACGCAACUGGGCACUUUGGGUACAAGAAGACGAGUGCUAACCUAGUACAACGAUUUUGGUGGCCAGGAAUGUUUGAUGACGCAAAGAAGUAUGUAGAGACCUGUCAGGUCUGUCAGCGGGACAAGCCGCAAACUCAAGCACCGCUUGGGUUGUUGAAGCCUUUGCCUAUUCCUGCUGGUCCAGGACAGAGUGUUUCCAUGGAUUUCAUGGACACCCUGGUUGUCAUGUCGAGCCGCAAGCAUGAGGCCAGCCUUGUCAAGCGCCAUUUCGAAGUCCUUGGCCCCCCGGGUAAGGAUCCUUCAAAGGGGGCAAAGUGGUGGCUCUGCCAUUACUGCGAUCUAAAAUUUUCGGGCAAUCUCAAUCGCCUGAAGGAACAUUUCACGAAAGGGGUUUGCGCAGUUGAGAAAUCAACGAAAACGUUGACCGCAGAGGAAAUAUUGAGAAGGAAGGAAGGAUUGCAGCAGGCAAGGAUAGACGCGGGCAUGCUGAGGGACGGUGCCAAUGCCCUACCUGUUGUCACCAGUUUGGUGGCUGAUUCUAUGGGCGGGGGGUUGGUGGAAGGGGUCGGCGAUGCUUGUGGCGAAGCGGCGGGCGAUGCUUGUGAUGAAGGGGUGGGCGGCAGCGGGCCAGGUAUCACGGUGCAACGCACAAGUGCAUCUGCUGCACCUGCUGCACGGAUGCGACAAAUGUUGUUGGAGGAGACCUACAGUGUUGUCACAAAGAACGAGCAGACAUCAAGAAGACUAUACCGGUGGAUGACGUGCACGGACCAACCAUUCAACAUGGUUGAGAACGAGUUCUUCCUCGACAUGGUCAACGCCAUACGAGAGGCCCACCCAUCGUGGAGACUGCACUCGAGAGAGGCGGCGCGCAAUGGCCGAUUGAACGGACAACACCAGUGGGCGGUCGAGGACGUGGGAAGGUUGGCGAAGAAGUGGGCUCGCACAGGCUGUAUGGUGCAAGUAGAUGGGUGGUCUGACCGGCGGGGAAGACUGCACGUAAACGUCAUGGUGUCCUCUCCCAUCGGCACCGUCUUUUGGAAGUCGGUGUGCGUAGCCGGAAAGGACAAAGACGCCAGUGCGUACUACAAAAUACUAACCACUGCGGUUGAGGAGAUUGGCCCAAGAAGCGUGGUUGGGGUAAUCAUGGAUAAUGCCCGGGUUUGUGUGAAGGUCGAGAAGUUGGUGGAGAAAAAAUACCCGUGGAUAUUCCGGGUGGGUUGCACGGCGCAUGCCCUUGACCUCGCAUUGGAGGACAUGGACAAGCGCAUUUCGUGGUUUGCGGAAACUGUGAAGAGGGGGAAUGUGUUGGGGAAGUUCGUGAUGAACCACGACAAGGUUCGAGCACUCUUCCUGACCAAAUCGGGUGGUGUGCAGAUUAAGAGGUCGGGCCGGGUGGGUGUCGUCCAUAGUGCCGCCCCACUUGCGUUCUCAAUUCGAGGAGGUGACGACGACUAUCCUGGAUGGCAGCUUUUGGGAGCGGGUGGAGAAGGCCUUGAGGACCACGGACCCCAUCGUGUGGUGGAGUCGAUUCGCAAGCUGGACAUCUUGACAGACUUCGAGAAGGCAGAGGUCGAGUCGAUCCUCAUGGACCGAUGGGCGUUCAUGACUUCAGAGUUGCACUGUGCAGCAGCCUUCUUGGACCCGGAGUACAGAUCGCAGGGCUCCUUCAAAGACACCGAGAUCCGAGCCGGGUUCAACAUAUGGUUGUACACAUGGUGCACAAACGAGAUGUUCGAUGACGUGAGCUGGCAGGUUGACGAGUGGGUGAAUUUGAGGGGGGGCUUGCAAUCAGAGGAAGCUUUGCGCGCAGCACGCACCAAGACCCCGACGAUGUGGUGGGAUGCGUUUGGCUCGCGGCUGCAUCUUUUGCAGCCCCAAGCAAUCAGACUAUUGGGCCAAGCAAGCUCUUCCGCCGCAUGCGAACGCAGCUGGAGUCUGCAUGAGCUCGUUUUCGGCAGGAGGAGGACGAAGAUUAUGCCCACCCGCCUAUCAAAGCUCGUCUACAACAAUUGGAACCUGCACCUGCAGUGGAGGCAAGAGCACGGUCGUGGUGUGGAUGAUGUCCACAUUCCAUGGGUGGAGGAAAUGUCGUAUGCCGAGUUGAAGGAGGAGGCAGCGCAAUUUUACAAUGAAUGGGUGAAACGGGUGACGAACAGCACACCGAGUGGCGGGAAUGACGCGUCGGAGGAGGAAGACGAGUCGGAGGACAACGGCGACGGCGAGGAAGUGCCUAUGGCAAGGAGGUGGUUGCGCAAUGGCGAGGUGGACAAUGCAAUGGACCAGGAGGAGGGCCUUGCGCACAUAGAGAAGUACACGAAUGACUGGCACUUCAACACUCGACCGGGGAGACAGCUGGAGCGUGCCUGGCGAAGGUUGUCGGGCCAUCAGCGCCCAGCACCUGAAGUGCGGUAUAACAAGGAGGACCAGGAGCUGGCGCUGCGGGCUCGAGAGACGGGAGAUAGGGUGGAGGGUCGAAAGGAAGGCGGAAGCAGCAGGCAACGUAAAGUGCGGCGCGGUGAUGAGUGUCAUCGUGACGGUAAACGUGCUGCGGAGGAGGUCAUUCCACCGCCGAAGAAAUGGAAGAGAGGGCAGCCGACCAUCAAAGAGGUCGCAGCAAGAAAAGCAGCAAUGCGAGCUGAGAAGAGAAAGGCAACGGUGGAGGCAUCGAGAAAAAAGAAAACCGUUGCAAAGACAAAAGUAGCAGCAAAAACAAGAAAGAGGGACGACAUCAUCGACGAUGACGGCACGGAAGCAUUUUCGUCGUCUUCAAAUUCAUCAGAGGAAGGGGAUGAUGAAGAUCAUGAUCCCAUCGACGGAGAAUCGCGGAGUGCUGAGGAGGGAACUGAGCACGAGGAGGAGGAGGAGGAAGAAGAGGAGGAGGAGGAAGCCGAGGAGGAAGAGGAAGGGGAGGGGGAAGAGGAAGUGGAGGAUAAAGAGGAAGGGGUCACAGAGGAAGAGGGUGAGACUUCUGCACGGGGAGGUGCAGAGGAUUAGGAAAUUUAGGCCGAGUUGAUGUUGCUGACUGCAAAGUUCGUAGUUUCGCAGUUUAUCUUUUGAUGUUUGGUUAAACUUGGAAUAAAGUAAGAACUAUGAA
This is a messenger RNA of Chara braunii, 5617 nucleotides long. The record is from the annotation of a GenBank genome assembly. NCBI's taxonomy places the organism in Eukaryota, Viridiplantae, Streptophyta, Charophyceae, Charales, Characeae.